GCGACGGGCCAAUGGGAAGGGGAGGAGCCGGGGCGGGGCGAAGUGAAUUUUCUGGAAAGGGGAUUUAAAGGCGCUGCCGAGGCUGCGGGCCCCGCUCGGUGCUGGAGUCGCUGCCGCCGCCGGGGUCAGGGGUCACGGCCCGGCCUGCAGGAUGAACCACAAGAGCAAGAAGCGGAUCCGGGAGGCGAAGCGCAGCGCCCGGCCCGAGCUGAAGGACUCGUUGGACUGGACCCGGCACAACUACUGCGACAGCUUCCCGCUCAACCCGGCCGCCGUGGCGGACAACGUGGAGCGGGCGGAUGCGCUGCAGCUGUCGGUACAGGAGUUUGUGGAGCGGUACGAGAGGCCCUACAAGCCCGUGGUCCUGCUCAACGCCCAGGUCGGCUGGUCCGCCCAGGAGAAAUGGACGCUGGAGCGGCUGAAGCGCAAGUACCGCAACCAGAAGUUCAAGUGCGGCGAGGACAACGACGGGUACUCGGUGAAGAUGAAGAUGAAAUACUACAUCGAGUACAUGGAGAGCACGCGUGACGACAGCCCCCUCUAUAUCUUCGACAGCAGCUACGGCGAGCACCCCAAGAGGCGGAAACUUCUGGAGGACUACAAGGUGCCCAAGUUUUUCACCGACGACCUGUUCCAGUAUGCCGGGGAGAAACGCAGACCGCCCUACAGAUGGUUUGUGAUGGGGCCGCCCCGAUCAGGCACAGGGAUCCACAUCGACCCCUUGGGGACCAGCGCGUGGAAUGCCCUGGUCCAGGGCCAUAAGCGCUGGUGCCUCUUCCCGACCAGCACCCCCCGGGAGCUCAUCAAGGUCACGCGGGACGAGGGCGGGAACCAGCAGGACGAGGCCAUCACGUGGUUCAGCACCAUCUACCCCCGGACGCAGCUGGGGACGUGGCCCGCCGAGUUCCGGCCCCUGGAGAUCCUGCAGAAACCGGGGGAGACGGUGUUCGUGCCAGGGGGCUGGUGGCACGUGGUCCUCAAUCUCGACACGACCAUCGCCAUCACCCAGAACUUUGCCAGCAGCACCAACUUCCCCGUCGUGUGGCACAAAACCGUGAGGGGGAGGCCAAAGCUGUCCCGGAAGUGGUACAGGAUCUUAAAACAGGAACACCCCGAGCUGGCCGUGCUGGCCGACUCGGUUGACCUCCAGGAAUCCACGGGCAUAGCGUCCGACAGCUCCAGCGACUCCUCCAGCUCCUCCAGUUCCAGCUCCUCAGACUCUGACUCGGAGGGCGAGUCCGGCUCUGAGGCCGACGGGACGAUGCACCGGCGGAAGAAGAGGAGGACCUGCAGCCUGGUAGGCAACGGAGAUACGACCUCCCAGGACGAUUGUGUCAGCAAAGAGCGCAGCUCCUCCAGGAUUAGGGACACUUGUGGAGGUCGUGCCCACCCCUGAUAAGGGUCAGGGCUCAUCUAGAUGGGACAUCAGUGUGAGCGGUGAUAGCAGUUCCCCGGGCCCUGACUUCACCACCUCCUCCUCCUCCUCCUCAACCUCCCCUGAAUGCGGACAGCGGCCCCCUCCCUGGCCGGAGGCUCCUCCCUCUUCCCCGCCACCAACUGCCAGAGGGUGAGCACCCGCUUGGUUAGCCGGGCAGGCAGGUGGACGGGAGCCCCGCCGAGAGACGACCGAGAGAGUCCCCAGAAGACAGCCUGGCAUCCGGGGAGAAAACACCGGGCUCUCGUUUGCCGGAAAGCCAACCACAGAAUCGGUCCAGAAUAGACGAUUGGUGGCCCUCCCCGCCACCUUGGCUUGGCUCCAUCCUUGACCCGCCACCGAUGCCUGGGGAAGGACCUUUUUAGCUAGCCACGGGCAACCGCUUGGCGACUUACCUCAUGAGAAAAAAGGUUUUCUUCAGUAGAAGGGCCACCGGAUGUUCUUCCCGAAACUUUGGGGCAUUGCCAAAUGAACCACGAUGUUCACAGGGCGAGUGGCUAGAUGUCUUGGCCACCACAGGCCCCCGGGAACUUCCGGAUGGAAUCAGGCGGUCGAGUGUCACCGUUCUCCAGAAGCGGUAGAGAAGGCGACGCGUCCAUCUGCCAAAACUGGAUGAACUCGUUAUCGGGAACCGGCACUGCGGCAAAAAAUCUGCUGCUUUCUUCUCUUUUCUAGCCAACCCAGGACUCCUCUCCAGCCUUGGGGGGUGGUUCGCCAGGCCCUGCCACUGAUAUGGGGGCCCCCAUCCUUUGGGGCUUCCAGUAAUUUGGGGGUACGUAUUCCACCUUGACACAGAUUUGUCCGGGCUCCAUCUCACCUGGGUCAGUUUGCUUGCCAGAAAUUGCUCAAGCUGUUGGCACACAUGGAUCACGGUGAGAGGAAGGGCGGUGGCUGGGGAGGAACCAGGAACCGGGCUGGGAGGCCCCUGUGCGUUUGAAUGUAACGGGCUAAUUGUUGUCGGUGGUAGAGUGGAGGAGUUUGUGUAUGCAUGUAUCUGCAGCUUUGUGUCUGCAGUUUUUUGGUGUGGGUUGUGGUUUAAGUCAGUGUUUCUAUGGGGUCCCAGGAAAUACAGGGUGCAGAAGGUAGGUGUUCCACAGUGAUUCAUUUUGGUCAGACGGACGGAGCUACUGGAUACCCUGGCCUUGUUCCCAGUUCCCUUUAGACUGUCAGGUCAUUGUGAUCAGGGGACCCGUCUAACAAGGCUGUUGUAGAGGACUCUCCCAAGCGCUUAAUCCAUUGCUCUGCCCAUAGUAAGCGCUCAAUAAAUAAGUUUGAUGAAGAGGCCGGUUCCCUACUGUUGCACUGUGCCCGCCCUUGGGGCAACAAAGCCAAAUGGAAUUGGAGAGGGUACAAAGACAGGGUGUAAAGGAGAGGGGAGGAGAGACUGGCCGAGGACUAGAUUUCAGGCUGAGGGACAGAGAGAAAGGAAAGAGACGUGGACAGGGUGAGCGGGGAAUUGUGGCUUGGUGAUCCAGGUGGACGUCACCGGCCACCUGAAGCUGAGAAGCAGUGUGGUCUAUUGGAUAGAACCCGGGCCUGGGAGUCGGAAGGA
Ornithorhynchus anatinus (platypus) is the source of this 2987-nucleotide messenger RNA. RefSeq names its product jumonji domain containing 6, arginine demethylase and lysine hydroxylase (gene JMJD6). Bases 152 to 1396 code for a protein of 414 amino acids. The record is from RefSeq and is a predicted model, not a curated record. Gene Ontology annotation, biological process: phagocytosis. The transcript is spliced from 7 exons. NCBI's taxonomy places the organism in Eukaryota, Metazoa, Chordata, Mammalia, Monotremata, Ornithorhynchidae. Gene Ontology annotation, cellular component: nucleus; cytoplasm. Gene Ontology annotation, molecular function: P-TEFb complex binding; histone H4R3 demethylase activity.